AUGAACAAAUACGCUGGAGCAAGUCUAGGAAUCCUGGCCACGCUUUCUCCAUAUGUUGAUGGGCCUGGUGGGGAAAUCUUCCGCCCUGUGUCUUAUGUGACACACCGCAUACAUACGGAGCACGUCGUAGAAAAAAUCGACGCAGGGAAGCCCCCAUACCCCAGAUUCCCAAGUGAUCCCAAGGAUCGAGAUGCGAUCACGCAUACCCUUUGGCCGCUAUCGGACUUCUUAAAAUAUGGGUCCAUCAAGUUGACAAUUGACUCCGACAAGUUCCCAAGACGAAGGUUGUCCAAUCAUCAGUCCAUUAUGAGAGCUAGAGGAGCGAUCCCCAUAUUCCUAACCAUGGACACUCCAAAGGUCCCCAAGACUAGCAGCGAGAACGAGUCUCGGAGAACUUCCUUUCCAGCAUCAGGCAAUUCAGUCAACAAAGGAGUUCAGUCGUUCGAGUCAUCCACCAUCCCAGGUGCGAACGGCAUGAUCCCUUCUUUCCCCCAGGCUCCAAUGGGUUGUGAUGAACUCCGCGAGUCUUAA
Messenger RNA from Coccidioides immitis RS, 531 nucleotides. RefSeq lists its product as uncharacterized. The record is from RefSeq and is a predicted model, not a curated record. The transcript has 2 exons. The coding region runs from base 1 to 531 and encodes 176 amino acids. NCBI's taxonomy places the organism in Eukaryota, Fungi, Ascomycota, Eurotiomycetes, Onygenales, Onygenaceae.